Vittaforma corneae ATCC 50505 is the source of this 2427-nucleotide messenger RNA. RefSeq lists its product as uncharacterized. NCBI's taxonomy places the organism in Eukaryota, Fungi, Microsporidia, Nosematidae. Gene Ontology annotation, molecular function: RNA binding; protein binding. The record is from RefSeq and is a predicted model, not a curated record. The transcript has a single exon.
UUGGCCCUCGUAGAGACGAGAGACCAAGAGACGACAGGCCUAAAGGAGGUUAUGCUGGAUCGAAAAGACGAUUAUGGCAAUAGAUAUAGAGGUGAUUAUGGCGAUCAUCCAGCUAGACCAUCUGUUUCGACAAUCACGGAGCCUACAUCUUGCCAAGUCUCAGUUAAUCUUUUCAAGUAUACAGGAAAGAGCCUGGUUCUCCAUCACUAUGCUGUUACCUUUACUCCAGAGAUACUGAAGAAAAAUAUCUUCUCUAAGUUCUUGCAAAUGGCUGAGUCUAACAACUUCAAGGAACCUUACGCCUUUGAUGGUGGCAAUCUUCUUGUUUCUACUAAGAAGUUUGCUGAUGUAACAUUCAGGAUACCUAUGAGGGAGGAAGAAUUACUGUGCAAGAUUGAGUACAAACAUACCUAUGAUACUGGUGAUAUGUCUGGUGAUGUUGCAGCCGCUCUACAGUGUAUGGAAAUUAUCUCACGAUUCUACCAAAAAAUUAACCAUUGUGUGGAUAAGACGAAAAUGUUCUAUCUUGGAUCGAGGCCUUUUGAUCUCGGCUGUGGACUUGAGAUUAUACCUGGUCUUUCUUCUUCCAUUAGACUGAGCAGGGGCGGUGUUUAUCUUAAUAUUGACGCUACUUUUGGUGUGUUUUAUAGAGCCAUACCUUUGAUUGAUCUGUUUGUAGAUCUUGCCAGGAGCCGAGACAAAAGGGAACGUAGGCAUGUUUUAGACCCACUAAGAGAUGAUAUGGGCGCCAGCUUUUACUACGACUUUGAAAGACUGAUUAAAAACUUACAGGUUGUAACCACUCAUCGUGAGAGGAAUUUUUCUUUCAAGGUAUCAGGACUUCUAGUUCAGCCUGCUUCUUCAGUUGAAUUUGAAGCUGAUGGUAAGACAUGGACAGUUGCAGAAUACUUCGCCAAGACGUACAAGCCUUUGAGGUACCCCCACCUGCCCCUUGCUGUGAUCAAGAAGAGAACCUUGCUUAUCUACCUUCCACUUGAAAUACUGAAGAUUUGCCCAUCCCAGAAGUAUACUCAAAAGCUUGAUGAGGGUAUGACUGCCCAAAUGAUCAAAAUAGCCGCUGAGAGGCCUGGGAAGAGAUUUGAGAUGAUAAGGGAGAAGGCUGCGGAGCUUGCUGUUCUGAAGAACAGCAUUUUAACACAGUUUGGUAUGGCUUUUGACAACAAGAUGUUAAACUGUAAGGGAAUAAUUUUACCACCUCCCCAAAUUACAUUUUCUGAUAGCAAAAAAGUUAACGUGAAUAACGGAGGUUGGAAUUUGAUUGGUGCACGUGCAAUUGAUGGUUGCCGUAUUGAUGAAUGGAAGAUUUUUUCCUUUACUUCUACUAGCAUUAUCAGAGAUAGCACCAUUGACUCCUUUAUUAGUCUUGCCUCGAGAUAUGGCGUUAAUAUCAGUCCAAGGCCGCAAUCAGUUGUUGUUAGGGACAUCAACGAGUUCUUUGAUGCGUCAAAGGCUAAAUUCAAUCUUGUAGUUCUACCCGACAAGAAUUCCCAGAGAUACGAGGAGGUUAAACGUAUUGCAGAGACAUAUCAGGGUGUUUAUACUCAAUGCAUGGUUGCAUCUAAUAUUCCCAAGCUUAAUAACCCGUCCUUCGUCUCUAACCUUCUUCUGAAGAUUAAUGCCAAGCUAGGUGGCAAAAAUUGGGCUAUUGACAAAAAGAUUCUUCAGGACAAGCCUACCAUUCUGGUAGGUAUUGAUGUUUGCCACCCUGGUGCUGCAGAUCUUGAAAGUCCAUCCAUUGCUUCUGUCGUUGCCACUAUGGAUUAUAACUUUAUUGGCUACAAGACUAUUAUUGAACAACAAGAAAGAAGACAAGAAAUUGUUAGAACACUUAAGGACAACAUUAAGGUCAUGCUUAAGAGCCACUAUGCUAGUACCUCAACCAAGCCAGCUAGAAUACUUGUUUUCAGGGAUGGUGUUGGAGACUCUAUGUUUAAUGCUGUCUAUAGCUGUGAGAUUGAGGCUAUUGAGGACGCCUGCAAGGACUUGGAUGCUAGCUACAAGCCUGAAAUUAACUUCAUCAUUGCUCAAAAAAGACAUUCCAUUCGAUUCCAGACAGGCAACGGAAACAAUCUUGUUCCAGGCACUAUUGUCGACGAGAUUGGGUCGCCGGGAAUAUUUGACUUCUAUCUUGUUUCCCACCAUGCACUGCAGGGCACAGCUCGCCCAGUCAGGUAUGUUCUCAUUAGGAACGACUCUAAAUUUACAGGAUCUGAGAUGUACGCGCUUAUUUACAACCUUUGCCAUUUGUACGCUAGGGCUACCAAGUCAGUCAGUGUGGUUCCUCCAAUUUACUAUGCUGAUCUUGCAGCAGCCAGGGGCAAGUGCUAUCUUGAAAAGAACAAGGACGGCAUCUUAGUUAUGAGAAAUUGCGACAAGCAGAUUCAGAAGUCAUUGUAUUAUCUCUAG